CGUCACGUGUGAAAAGAGGAGGAAGACAGAAAAGCCCGAGAAAUGGCGACUCCAUGAUCUGUCGUCGUCUGGGGUGACUCGAACUGGACACCUGAAGUGGCUGGUCCAUCAUACUCAUUUCAAUGACCACGACUUGUAGUUAUUGUUUGAAAUCCAAAAGGAUUACUUAAACUUGGAAAUGGCUGCAAACAUGUAUAGAGUUGGUGAUUAUGUCUUUUUUGAGACAUCGUCGACAACUCCUUAUCAAAUAAGAAGGAUAGAAGAAUUAAACAAGACUCCAAACGGCAAUGUCGAAGCCAAAGUUGUAUGUUUCUACCGACGACGGGAUAUUUCAAGUUCUCUUACACUUCUUGCCGACAAACAUCAAACUGACAGUGACUGCUUGGAUGAUGCUGAACUGGAAUCUAAACUGGAUGAAGUGGGUGACAAACAGAAACACCAGCUGAAGCACAGGGAGCUUUUUCUGUCACGUCAAGUGGAGACCCUCCCCGCAACUCAUAUACGAGGAAAAUGUACUGUCACUCUUCUAAAUGAAACAGAGUCCCUGCUUUCCUAUUUAAAUAAAGAUGACACAUUUUUCUACUCCUUGGUAUAUGAUCCACAACAGAAAACUUUACUUGCUGACAAGGGUGAAAUUCGAGUUGGCUCUCGUUACCAAGCUGAAGUGCCAGAUAAGCCAUUAGAAGGAGAAGACACAGAAAAUAGAAAGAUGGAAGACUUAGAAGAUUUAAUUUGGACACCAGAAAAUGGGCUAGCAGAUAGACAAAUUGACCAGUUUUUAAUUAUAUCCAGAUCUGUAGGGACUUUUGCAAGAGCUUUGGAUUGUACAAGCACAGUUCGACAGCCAAGCCUUCACAUGAGUGCAGCAGCAGCUUCAAGAGACAUAACUCUUUUCCAUGCCAUGGACACACUGCACAAGUCAGCGUAUGAACUAUCUAAGGCCUAUGCUAGUCUUGUUCCAACGGGAGGACCUAUGCUAUGUCGAGACGAGAUGGAGGAGUGGUCAGCAUCCGAGGCCAAUCUGUUUGAGGAGGCUCUAGAUAAAUAUGGCAAAGACUUCAAUGACAUUCGUCAAGAUUUUCUUCCAUGGAAAUCUUUGAAAAGCAUUGUGGAAUAUUACUACAUGUGGAAGACGACAGAUCGCUAUGUCCAGCAGAAAAGAAUCAAAGCAGCUGAGGCAGAAAGCAAACUGAAACAAGUGUACAUUCCCAACUAUAACAAGCCUAAUCCAGCAGCCAUUAAUGGUAAAAUGAAUGGAGUGGAUGGCCAAGUGUCGGGAAGAGCUUGUGAGAGCUGUUAUGCUGCCCACUCUUCCCAGUGGUAUUCCUGGGGACCUGCCCACAUGCAGUGUAGGCUAUGUUCCUCCUGUUGGAUCUACUGGAAGAAAUAUGGAGGACUGAAGAUGCCAACAAGAUUGGACGGAGAACGACCAACACCAAACCAGCGACAAGAGAGAAUAGCGGCCCAGAUAAACUCAAUGAGAAUGCAUAGGUGCACCAUAGCUGGCUGUGGAAAGGAAUUCCGUCUGAAAGCUCAUUUAGCAAGGCAUCUUGCCACAGCUCAUGGCUUAGUGGUGCGUUCAGGUAGCCCAAGACCUGUAAUGAAAACCAGAGCAGCUUUUUGUCUGAUCACAACGCCACUCACUCGCAUCUCCAGGCGUCUGUGUAAAGAUAUCCUAAACCCACGGAGAGCUGCUCGCUCACCAUUCAUACCUGUCAACAUAGCAGCCAUCAAGCAGGAAUGCCAACUUCGACUGACAGAAGUAGAAGACUAUGUGCCAAACAUCAAACUAAGGAGUCCAGCUACCCUGGAGCCAGUUGUGGCUCGACUGGGAAUCAACAUUAAAAUGGACAAGCCUCCCUUGCUACACAAGUCAGAAAAUGAUCAUAAAAAACCAGAGAAAAUCUUCUUUCCUCCAUCUGCCUCACAACCUCAAUUCAGAGCACACACCCCGAGUCCUUCCAAGCUUACCACAGGCUCUCCCUCCAUCAUGAAAAAGAGAGGCUAUGAACAAGCAAAUGGUGUAGAUGGACCAGUAGCCAAGCGUCCAAACAUGGGUGUUAUACGACAGAUUGGAUCAUCCAUGAGGUCUCAAGUUAGAGGUAAUUUAAUGAAUCACAACAUGAAUGGGCGUGGCAAAGCGAUGGGGGUCCGGGGAAUGAGAAUGCAAAUGAUCAACUGGUUGGAUGCCCCAGAUGACGUGUAUUUUGUGGCAACCGACGCCACCAGGAAGCUCAGGAAACAGCUGCAGCCCCAGGAUUUCAAGAGAACGGCCAGAAAUCCGUGGCGGAGUGUGCUAAUUAAACCACCGAUAAUGGGAGGAGACUCGGAAGUUGUGGUGCUCGAUUGACAAGGACAUGUACUAAUAAUGGACAGAAGUGUUUCUUUCUAGAAAGUAGCCAAACAUUUAACAUCUUGCAAUAGGAAGGAAAUCCAUUGUGAUGCUGUCAGAUUUAGACGGUUGCUUUAAAUAGCUCAACAGCUUAGCAAAAAGAAAAUCGGAGACUGAAGUCCAAGAAAUAUUAAAGCAAUACCAAGUAUAACUUCCCUCAAGGGCAGAAAGAGUUGUCAGUAUUAUGAUAAUGAGGAACUAUGUGAUCCUGACACUUAAUUGAGUUUCUGGGUUGGAGAUUAAGCCUCUGUACAGAUGAUGUAAAUUAUUAACAAAAUUGUAAAUAAAAAACAAAAAAAGGAUGUGGGCAAUUGUUCCCGUAGUUUGGUCUGGAUGAUUGAGUGAAUUUUUGUACCUAAUUUUCUAUUUCCUUUUUUGUACUUGAUUUUUUUUUCUUCAGAAGAUGUUCUGCCUCUAGAUCUUUAGUGUUCUCCAAUCAGGGAAGUUGAGUGUUGAGACUAGGAUAAUUUAUUUUGUGUUGACGUGACUAUUGUGUUCAUCAUUCAAUGAUGUUUUUUUUUUGUACAGUACUGAAGUAAAAUGCUUUCAUGUCAAACAUCUUUUAGUCCUUCCUGCUACAUUUUCACAUCAAAGUGGACGACAAAAUUGCCAUCUGCAUCAUUUAAUUUAUUUAUUGUUGGUUUAUAUUCAUUUAAUGUUUGGUACUCAUAUCCAUUACUCUUUUCUCAUUAAAGAAACGAACUUGUUUUGUCUUGCAUAUUAUUGCAUGAAAUAAACAAUACAUGUGUAAUUUUCAUACAUGUGUAAUUUUUUCCAGAAAUAAAAUGACUGCAAACA
Molecule: messenger RNA, 3190 nt
Organism: Saccostrea echinata
Lineage: Eukaryota; Metazoa; Mollusca; Bivalvia; Ostreida; Ostreidae
Product: metastasis-associated protein MTA3-like
Exons: 19
Coding region: 179-2350 (723 amino acids)
Biological process (GO): negative regulation of transcription by RNA polymerase II
Cellular component (GO): nucleoplasm; NuRD complex
Molecular function (GO): histone deacetylase binding; chromatin binding; transcription coactivator activity
Source: RefSeq, a predicted model, not a curated record